Molecule: messenger RNA, 1003 nt
Organism: Arachis duranensis
Lineage: Eukaryota; Viridiplantae; Streptophyta; Magnoliopsida; Fabales; Fabaceae
Exons: 6
Coding region: 618-983 (121 amino acids)
Source: RefSeq, a predicted model, not a curated record
AGCGUAGUGAUUGAUUCGUUUACUUCCAAGUUUCCAGGGUCUACCUUCCCCCCAAUUUGCAUGGCUUUGGUUUAAUCACUAAGCAAAUUCAUCCACACUAUCUUUCACUUUCUGGUGACCAAAAUUAUUGAGGAAUAAUCACACUUUGAGCCUGCAACAUCUUAAUUACCGUUACCUUUGUUUAAAUGGCUGAAAUUUUCAUCUCCAUAGCUGCCAAGAUCUCAGAAUAUGCGGUGGAUUUAGCGAUACGUCAAGGACAGUAUCUGUUUCGUGCUGGAAGAUUCAUUAAGAAUCUUGAAAAAGAAAAGCAGAAGCUGAUUUCAACUCUAGGUAGUGUGCAGAAGAGGGUUGAAGCAACUGAUAAAACAGAACAAUGAUACUAGUGCUUCUUUGGAGAAGGAUAUGGCUUUCAAGGAAUGAUCUCAUUUUUUAAAACAAAUGGUUGAGAUAGAGUGCAGAACUCUUGAGGAAGUUAAACAAGUAUUCCAUUAUUUUUUCAAACGAACACCUCUUUGACCCAGAUAAUGUUAAAGAAGUUAAAGAAGUAUUACAUAUGGUUUUACUUCUACCAAAUGGGGAUGUGGAUAUAUCAAUGCUGAAAGAAGUGCAGAUACUCAAUGGAAAAUUUGAGAUUGAGGCGUUUUAGGGUUUUCUUCAAAAAUGAAAUUUGUCGAAUCCUGGGUUUCUCCAGGGGAUCGCGUGUUGAUGCCGAUUUCAAAGGCUUGAUUCUGGUAUCAGUGACCUGCGAUUGGUUAGUCGGAAGUCAUUCAAAACAUUUGGGAUCAGCUAAUCUUUUGCAUUAUCAUGACAUCAUUGGGAAUCAUUCAAUAAUAUCAAGAUUUGAAGGAUUGGAUCCUAUCAUGAGGCUCAAGCUUGAUUUGGUUGAGAUUUUGAUGAAGAUGAUAUUUCAGGCUUCAUUGCUGAUUAUGCUGUGUGAGGAACUUCUCAUGAAUGCUUCUGGUAAUGUCCUUCAUGCUGUGUGAUGUCAGCAGGCUCGUCAGCA